This is a messenger RNA of Capronia coronata CBS 617.96, 909 nucleotides long. RefSeq lists its product as uncharacterized. The transcript is spliced from 2 exons. NCBI's taxonomy places the organism in Eukaryota, Fungi, Ascomycota, Eurotiomycetes, Chaetothyriales, Herpotrichiellaceae. The record is from RefSeq and is a predicted model, not a curated record. Bases 1 to 909 code for a protein of 302 amino acids.
AUGCAUAUACUUGACCAGGCCACAGGCAACGUCGGGAAACCAGUUGUCACAGCCCUGGCUGAUGCAGGAUAUACCGUGACAGCCGCCUCACGGACCGAAGGCAAGAAGUUCCCGGACCCGAUCAUCCCAGCCGUCGUCGACUACAGUUCAUUCGACGCGCUCGUGGACCUGUUCCAGGGGCAGGAUGCCGUCGUGGAAGCGUUCCCACCCAAUGCCGCGUACAUGCAACCCACCAUCGUCGAGGCGUGUCUGAAAGCCGGGACGGUCAAGCAUAUCAUCACCCCGGAUUUCGCGGGAGACACGUUCAGUCCGCACAUCGCCGAGCUGCCGCUUUAUGUGCCGAAGGUGGAGGCACAGAAACAACUCGAGGAGAAGACAAAGGGCACGACUCUGUCUUGGACUGCUAUCAUCACGGGAGGAUGGUAUGAUUGGGCAAUUCCCCUCGGGUAUUACUGGAUCAAUCCGCAGACAAAUACCAUCAUCGUGUACGGCAGCGGCGACCAGCGCAACAGCAUGUGUGGAGUCUGCACGGCGGCCAAAGCGGUGUGCGAUGUCCUCGCCGAUCCGGCCAAGUUCAAGAACCGUCCUGUUUAUGUCGCCGAGCAUACGAUCAGUAUGAACCAGCUGAUUCCUAUACUGGAGGAGCUGCGGCCCGGUUGGAAUAUUGUCAAGGUCGAUCUCGAUGCCUUUCAUGCCGAGGCUAAGAGACUGUGGGAAGAGGACACGGAGAAGGGUGUCGAAACCAGACUGCUCACGCCGGCGUAUAAUAUGCUCGGAACGUAUGGGAUCUUUGAGGAGAACAACAGAUACAAUGCCGACUUUGAGCGCCUGGUUGAGCCGGGGUCUGGGUAUCAGAAGUCGUUGGACGAAUUUAAGGAAGGGUUGAAGGCGCUGGUCGGCGCGAAAUGA